This is a messenger RNA of Durusdinium trenchii, 2805 nucleotides long. NCBI's taxonomy places the organism in Eukaryota, Dinophyceae, Suessiales, Symbiodiniaceae. The record is from the annotation of a GenBank genome assembly.
AUGGGCCUGCCAUGUAAGCCAUGGCUUGUGCUUGGCGUCCUUCUUUUCACGGCCCUCUGGCUAAUCGCCUGGCAAGUAGGGAAGUUUUUGGCCUGCGAAGCAGUGAAUUCUUUGAGCGAUGGCCGUGGAGACUUCAGCAGUAAGACAGGGGCGAAGCGCAAGAAGACCUGUUUGCGACCUGGCGAAAUGGAGCAGGGUUUUAUGACACGCGACUGGAGAGGGCCGGAGGGGCGGUGGACGAUCAUGAGGUUCACCAUCUCGGCCUUCAACAACUAUGGCUUUGUGAAGUCUUUCUUGGGUCGCGUAGAGGCACUACAUCCUGAGAUUGGUUGUUUCAUCUGGGUGGUGGCGGACAACCGUCGCGUGUGGUCGCGGCAUGGCGAUCCGCUUCUUCCCGAACAGAUCUUGGAUGAUCUUCCAGACCGGUGGUACAGUGUCAUGGCGGAGAAGCUGCAACCCUACUUGAAUUUCAGUGUCACCGAGCUGGCCUUCCGCUACAACUUGCAGUGUUUUAGUACGGCCAUCAAGCCGGCGGCCUUCAAGUUCAUCUUUGAUCGCUUCGCUGCGCAGAAAGUCUUGUACUUUGACAACGACAUUUGGAUCCUGCAGCCCUUGACCACCAUCAUUGACGCGUUGGAUCGUUAUAACAUGGUGGUCACACCACAUGCCACCGAACCAUUCCCAGUGGAUGGUCGAACUCAGGACGAACGGGCCAUCAUGCUCGCUGGCCAGUUCAACUUUGGCUUUAUCGCCCUGGCCAAAAGCGCGGUCAGCUCUGAGUGGCUUACCUUGUGGAUCGAGCGUCUGCGGUAUUAUGGCUUUGCCAGUCCCAGCGAGGGGAUGCACUUCGACCAGAAUUGGGGCAAUUUCAUUCCUUCCUAUUUCGCGCAAGAUCAGUACCUGAUUUUGCGAGAUCCACGCUACAACAUUGCAUACUGGAACUUGCAUUAUCGCGGAAAACACCUGCACAUGGUGGACGACAUUGUGAUGUACGAUUCAGAACCAGUGGUUUUUAUGCAUUUCUCCGGCAUGUCCGAUUUGCUGAAUUAUGAUAUUGAAGGCAUCUCCCAACACCAGAAUCGGUAUAAGAUGAACAACUUUCCCAAGUUGCGCCCCAUUUUCCAAAAGUACCUGGCGUUGCUCAAGAGCGAAAACACCAUGCACUGGCGGCACGUGCCUUAUGGUUUCACCAAUUUCAAAGAUGGCAGUCGUGUUCCCGAUGCGGCCCGUCGCGUUUAUGCACGCAUGAUGGAUCCGGGUCAUUCCCAUCGGAGCGACGCGCGGUUGUUUCAGGACACCGUUGCCUUUGAGGAUCCCUUUCGGAUUGUUGCCCCCGCACCCAAGAUCUCCGUGCUCUCGUGGAUGUUGGAAGGGGCUCACCACUUGAUCGUAGAGCCUCGGGGUCCGGAAUGGAUCCCUGAAAUCGCUUGGGAAGCUUACCAGACAAGGCCGGAUGUCAUGGGUGUGUACCCAGAUCCCUUUGGUCGAGUCCAUCAUGCUGAAGGUGUCCAGAACUGGUUUGGUGGGAAUGGCAUGCGAGAACAUGGUGCCGACUCCAUUCGGAAUCACUUCGAACGGGUUUGGCGAGAACAUAAGACCAUGCCUAACCCGAACAUGCGCUUGCCCUUUGGCGUGAACGUCUAUGGCUGGCUUCAUGACUUUUGUGGAGCCUGUGAGUUUGGACGCUUGUCGAUCGACGUCUUACAGGCUUCAGGGAUGCGCACCACAGCGAUCUUGUUGCCAAGUGGGGUGAAGCACAACCAGAACACCUCGUUGGUGAAAGCGACUCGAAUCCCCACCUUCUACUUCAACCUCUUUGUGGCCAAUGCGGUGCAUACCGCGGACAUCGUCAAUCGAUAUCCCACGGCGGAAUGGAAACGCCACUACAACAUCGCAUACUGGUCCUGGGAAUUGGAUCAGUUUCCAUCGAAAUGGUUGGGCUACAUGGAGGUCUUUAGUGAGAUUUGGACGGUGUCGGACUUUGUGACGAUGUCCAUCCUCUCAUCCCCGGGCUAUGCCGGGUAUGUUGAAACGCCCGUGAUGACCAUGCCGAUGGGGCUCACUCUCAAUGUAACUAUGUACAAAGCAAACCGGACCCGCUUCAACUUUCGGAAGGGCACCAUGGUCUUUUUGGUGAUGUUUGACUUCUUGAGCAGCUACCACCGCAAGAACCCCUUGUCUGCAUUGGCAGCCUUCCGACGUGCAUUUCAGAAGUCCAAAUCGAAUGUGCUCCUCGUGAUCAAGUGCGUGUUGCCCUUGGAACACUUUUCUUUCCAGCAAGAAUUCAACCAAUUGAAGAUGGAGGUAAGAAAAAGCAGACGUGUUCGGAUCAUGACAGAGGUGCUCUCGCAACAGGAGCUUGGCACGUUGAUGGCAUCUGUGGAUGUCUUUGUGUCCUUGCACCGCUCAGAGGGUUAUGGCCUGCUCCUACUGCAGAUGUUGAUGCUUGGCAAGCCAGUUAUCGCGACUGCAUAUAGCGGAAACAUGGACUUCAUGGCCAAGCUUCCCGAAAGCUUCCAAUUCUUGCAAAUUCCUUAUCGUUACACCUGGGUGAAUGUCUCUGAGCCCUUCUUGGAGACGUACCAAACGGGUCAACGCUGGGCGGAGCCUGAUGUCUCCAAGGCAGCCAAAGCCAUGCAGAUGCUCUAUGCAGACCGUUCCCUCUUGGAUUCCUGCCAAAAGGUGAUUGGCCCCUGGUUCCGGAAGAAGUUCGGUGCUGAUGGCAUCGGCUCCCGCAUGUACAUGCAUCUGAAAUCGAUUUACCGAAGCAAGCGACGGCGCGGCGCGGAGGAGGCACCUCCGUGA